CGGCUCUCCGAGUGCCCCACGACCGAGUUCUGAGGCAGAUGCAGACCUUUGGGGGUGGAAGUGGCGCCUGAGCACUAUAAAAGCCAAGGACCUCGGGGAACCUGCUUCUCCAGGCAUCUCCGAGGGUUCUUUGGCAGAGCAGGCAGAAAGGAAGUGGGCAGGAUGAAGCUGCUCUGGCUGUGUGGCUUGGGGAUCGCCCUCCUCUGCGUUCCAUGUGCCACUUUUGAGGAGGCUGACCGCUGCGGUUUUGACCAGCUCCUAGGGAAAUGGUAUCUGCUUGCUGUAGCCACAAACUGUGAGUGGAUGAUAGAACAUAUGACCAAGGAGAUAACGGCUUCCAACAUAAGCAGACUGGAGGAUGGAAACUUCCAUGUUUAUACCAACUUCUCGACGACAUACGGAUGUGUUGAAAUGGAGUUUAUAUAUACAAAACUGGAGAAUGGGAAAUACACCUACACAACUGGUUUCGGGGACAAAAUUAUAGACAUGCUGAAGACAGAUUGCGACAACUAUGUCAUCACAGUGUCCACAGACCUGGAACCCAUUGAAGACCAGGUGUGCAAGUUUGUGUCACUCUACGACAGGACUAUGUCCGUGUCCCAGUCUGUGGAACAGUUAUUUGAAGACCAGGUGGCGGAAUUGGAGUUGGACCCAGACCAGAUCAUCCAUCUGGCCAACAAACUUGCCUGUACAGAAAACAACAACUAGGCAAGUUUUUCUGUGAAGACAUCAGUGCCAGAGGGGACUGUUUCCAGGAUCAGCAUGCUCGGCUCGUGACGGGACACGUUCGCUCCUGAUCGGAACCCCUUUGGCAGUGUCAGGUGGUGCCAGGUGGGAGGGUUGGGACACCCAGCUGAGUCUCCAAGUGAAGCCAGAGGAGGGGACCCAGCUCUGCCCCCGGGCUCCUUCGUGCAGGGGCCAAAGCAGAAGCAUCCAAUGAGAACAGCUGCUGUGUGCAAUUUUGUCUUCAUUAAACCUCUGGGAUAUAAACAUCCCUG
Python bivittatus (Burmese python) is the source of this 998-nucleotide messenger RNA. RefSeq names its product extracellular fatty acid-binding protein-like. Gene Ontology annotation, molecular function: small molecule binding. The record is from RefSeq and is a predicted model, not a curated record. Lineage: Eukaryota; Metazoa; Chordata; Lepidosauria; Squamata; Pythonidae.